Messenger RNA from Chrysochloris asiatica (Cape golden mole), 1659 nucleotides. It is a transcript of the gene HJURP, whose product is annotated as Holliday junction recognition protein. Bases 1 to 1659 code for a protein of 552 amino acids. Gene Ontology annotation, molecular function: histone binding. The record is from RefSeq and is a predicted model, not a curated record. Gene Ontology annotation, biological process: CENP-A containing chromatin assembly. Lineage: Eukaryota; Metazoa; Chordata; Mammalia; Afrosoricida; Chrysochloridae. The transcript has 8 exons. Gene Ontology annotation, cellular component: nucleus; chromosome, centromeric region.
AUGAACCGUUACACCGUAUGGGACCUUGCUGAUGAAGACACCAAUUCUAGCCCUGAUGCCUCCUAUGCAAUGCCUGGUAUAAGUCUCACACAUUAUAAAGAGCAGAAAGCCCGGAAGUGGUGGGAGGGCGGGAGCAGCGCAUUUGAACUGCGGCGGAAGCGGUCGAGUCGGAGUCGUAACUGCGGACUGCGAGGCAUGGAGGGCGAGCUAGGGCGGUCGGAGCUGGCGCGGAAGCUCCUGGAAAGCCGCCGUCGCUUCCAGAAACGCAUGCAGCUGCUGAUCGAGAAGUACAACCAGCCCUUUGAGGAUGGGCCGGUGGUCCAGAUGGCCACUCUGACCUACCAAACACCCCAGGGACUGAGGCUGUGGGGUGGCGGAGUGAUCGAGGAACCAGGCAGAGGACAUGGGCAGCCUGUUGUGCCUCAGAGCCCUUUGAAAAACGAGCUACGAAGGAAGUACCUGACCCGGGUGGACGCCCUGCUGCAAGAGCAAAGGUGCUCAGAGCAUGCAGAUGAUGGAGACAGAGAAGACACCAGGGUGACUCCGAUGCAUUCGCUGGCCAGGCCUGCCCACGGAGACUGCAGUGACGUCUCCACAGAGAAGCCCACGAGCUCCGUUAAGUCAGCAGCAGCGCCCAGAGCCUGUGAGCCCUCCGCCAGCUUGGCAGUGGUGCCGAGAAAUGACAGUCUUCUGUCCCAAGGGGCUGGUGGCCAGAGCCUCCUGUGCAGCUCGUCCUAUGAGGCUGUGGAAGUUGGCAACGCGACCAUCAGUGACUUGUACGAGGGCAUGCUGCACUCCAUGAGCCGGCUGCUGAGAGCCAAGCCGUCCUGCGUCAUCUCCACCAAGACCUUCAUCGUCCAGAACUGGCACUGUAGGAGAAGACCCAGGGGGAAGAGUAGGCUGAACCGAACAUACUGCAAAGGGGCCGCUCACAGGGAGAGGUGCGCCCCCUACUCCAAGCCUGCGAGAGAGGCAGGGCCGCUGAGCGAGCCCAGCAUCCACGCAGCGGGUUCUCCGCUGAAGGAAGCCCUUGGUGAUGUAAACAAGCCCCGUACCUGUGAGCUCAUUCCAAGCUUGAAGGAGCUUAAAGUGACUCCGCGGAAGGACUCUUCUUCGUUGGUGCAUUUGGACCCUGGUGCAACGUAUAACCUCGACCAGGAGAACAGAUUUAGGACAUUGACGUGCUUAAUUUCUCCUGUAAAAAACGUGUCCAGAUUCAGAGCACUCCAAGGCCUUGUGGGUAACCGCCAUCGCGAGAUCAAAGUCAAGUUUGACAAGCUGUAUCGGGAAUACCAUCCAGUCCUCCCAAGUCAGCGUUGCCCCCCAGGCUCCUGGGCCUUGGAUGUGCACAGAGGUGACUCCACAAGCCCAGUCUGCCUCCAGGCCUCGGAAACACCCCGGCCAAGUGGAGCUGUCCCACGGAGACUACUAAAGCCUUUGGAAAAGCUGGGAGAGACGGCUCUGGAAGCGGCUGGAUGCCUGUCAAAGCACGGCUCCUCGUCACUUCUUUCCAAGGGUGACUUGACUGUGAAGGUGAUCGCUACAGUGACAUCAAAGAACGAUUUGACAGGCUUCAUCAAGAGUGUCUACAGAGAUCACCCCAGCAGACACAGGGGCCUUCCUGUACUGGGCCGUGUCCAGAUCGCCGAGGAAAACUGA